CUGUCAACUUUCCGAAAUCUUUAUACACCUUUUUGUAUUGAUUACUAAGAAGGAAAAGUUGUUAUGUGUUAUGUCUAAAGUGUUUGCCAACCCUUAUUAAUAUAUCUUCACUCAAGCCGCUGCGGAUGUGACGACAAAAAGAACGGCAUAAUUAUUCUCCUUCCGGGGCAUAUGCUUACUUGGCCCACGUGGAUGCAGAAGAGUAUUCUGCAAAGAUGGACUCGCUGGACAGAGUGGUGAAGCCUAAAACAAAGAGGGCAAAAAGGUUUCUUGAAAAUAGAGCACCGAAGCUCACAGAGAAUACAAAGAAUGCCAUGUUCAUAAAAGGUGGAAAUGCAAGUUCAACAGUCACUGAGGCACUCAAGGACGUUUAUGCUCUGAAAAAACCAUUUGGAGUUUUAUAUAAAAAAAAAAACAUUACAAGACCCUUUGAAGAUCAAAUGUCAUUGGAAUUUUUUUCCAAGAAGUCUGACUGUUCUUUGUUCCUGUUUGGAUCACAUAAUAAGAAGAGGCCACAUAAUCUGAUCAUUGGUCGUAUGUAUGAUUAUCAUGUCCUGGAUAUGGUUGAGUUGGGCAUUGAGAAGCUUGUACGUCUUCGUGACAUCAAGAAUAGCAAGUGUUCUGAAGGAACAAAGCCUAUGUUGAUAUUUGCGGGUGAUGCAUUUGAUUUAAGUGAAGACUAUCGAAGAUUAAAAAGUCUUCUAAUUGAUUUCUUCAGAGGCCCUACUGUGACCAGCGUACGCCUGGCAGGUUUAGAACACGUUCUUCACUUCACAGCUGUGGAUGAAAAAAUCUGUAUGAGAAGUUAUAAAGUAUUAUUGAAGAAGUCUGGUUGCAAAAUACCAAGGAUUGAACUUGAAGAUAUGGGACCAUCACUAGAUUUGGUAAUAAGGAGGACACAUUUGGCUUCAGAUGAUCUUUAUAAGUUGUCGCUAAAGCAGCCUAAAGCUCUCAAGCCAAAGAAGAAGAAAAAUAUCUCCCAUGAUGCAUUUGGGACAAAAUAUGGACGGAUACAUAUGCAGAAACAAAAUUUGGAUAAACUGCAGACUAGAAAAAUGAAAGGCUUGAAGAAAAGGCCAGCUGAAAUGAAGACUGGAAAUGAAUACUGUCCAAAGAAAGCAAAGUUGGGAUGAUAAACUGGAACUGGAUGGCAUAAAUUACUCUGAUGCUGUUCGGAGUUUUAAACAUCAUGUAUGCCUGACAUUAACUUCAUUAGUUGUUUUAAACAACUUUGUUGUGAGAACUACCUAUUUUGAAUGUAGAAGCAUCCCUGGUCCUUGUGCUCAUUUAAGCUUUUAAAAGAUUAUUGUCACCAAAAAUACAAAAAUACAUUUGUAUGAGUAAUAAAAAAAUUAAUGUAUGAGAUGUCCUUCUCUUUU
Molecule: messenger RNA, 1379 nt
Organism: Sphaerodactylus townsendi
Lineage: Eukaryota; Metazoa; Chordata; Lepidosauria; Squamata; Sphaerodactylidae
Gene: RPF2
Product: ribosome production factor 2 homolog
Exons: 10
Coding region: 216-1133 (305 amino acids)
Biological process (GO): maturation of LSU-rRNA from tricistronic rRNA transcript (SSU-rRNA, 5.8S rRNA, LSU-rRNA); ribosomal large subunit assembly
Cellular component (GO): nucleolus
Molecular function (GO): rRNA binding
Source: RefSeq, a predicted model, not a curated record